UGCCGUUGCCGUUGUUAUGGUUAUGUCGGCGUCGUGGUCGUGGCCGUUGUCGUUGUUGUUUUCAUCGUCGUCGUCGUCGUCAGUUGCCGCCACGCUCGAUAAUCCAAAUGCUCAUUCCAGUUCGUCGGUCGUUCGAUGAAUGUGAACUGAACUCGCAGUCAGAAUUUCAUUUUCGCGUGCUCCUCAGUUUCCAACGGUGAAAUUGUAACUGUAGUGCGUCUGGUUAUGGUUAUGGUCUAGAGCCAAGUACCAAGUGCCAAGUGACGACGAGGUUUUCGCCCACAACUGCUUGAAGCCGAUGCCUUUUGGGCGGCAGUACCUCGGAUUGGCUCCUGAAUAAACAAUAUACAUAUAGUGUGACAAUCCAUAAAUAGGUCAAACCGCAUAGUUGGGUCUUGCCUGAAAUAACUGAAAAAAAAAACAUUCAAAUAGGAAACACUCGUAGAACUGCAAAUAUACACAAAUCUAAAGUGACAUUAUGGCCGCCUAUACACAAUUUGGAUAUGGCGGUUUUCCGUCGGCAUCACAGCUCCUGCCAUCGUCGGGCACUGCGCAGGCGUCACAUGGCGCUGCCGCCGAAGGUACGUCCUCCGCGUCCCUGGUGAUGACAAACGCGCCGGCGCUUAGCCCAGCGGGUGGCGGUGCUGUUGCAGACUGCCAAACAAAUCAGCAGGCAGGUGGUGGUGGUGGGGAAGGCUCCAGUGGCGCAUUAAGUCCCGAUGCGUUAAGUCCCGACGCGCUUUCGCAGAAUUCAAAUGCCGCUGCGGGAUCCGUUGGAGCAGGCGCUGGCUCCGGCAUGGGUGCUGGUGGUUCCCUCGAUGCCAACGCUGUGGGAACAACGCCCACGACUGGCGGAGGCUCCUGCUGCGAGAAUGGACGCCCCAUCAUGACCGAUCCCGUGUCGGGACAAACAGUGUGCUCCUGCCAGUACGAUUCGGCGCGUCUGGCCCUUUCCAGCUAUUCGCGUCUGCCGGCGGCCAGCGUCGGUGUCUACGGCACACCCUACCCGUCGACGGAUCAAAACCCCUACCAGAGCAUCGGUGUGGACAGCUCCGCCUUCUAUUCGCCGCUGAGCAAUCCCUACGCCCUGAAGGACUCGGCGGGUGGCACUGAAAUGGGUGCAUGGACUUCGGCCGGACUGCAGCCCACAACUGGCUAUUACUCCUACGAUCCAAUGUCUGCAUAUGGCUAUGGGGCCAGUUAUGAUUUGGCUGCGCGGCGCAAGAACGCCACACGUGAGUCCACGGCCACACUGAAGGCGUGGCUGAACGAGCACAAGAAGAAUCCGUACCCCACCAAGGGCGAGAAGAUCAUGCUGGCCAUUAUAACGAAGAUGACGCUGACGCAGGUCUCGACCUGGUUUGCCAAUGCUCGCCGGCGUCUGAAAAAGGAGAACAAGAUGACUUGGGAGCCAAAGAAUCGCACAGACGAUGAUGAUGAUGCUUUGGUCUCGGACGAUGAGAAGGAUAAGGAGGAUGUGGAAUCGAAUAAAGGUGCGCAGGGCACAGGUUUGGCCAAAGAUGCGCCCAAAGAUGAGGACGAACUGACCGACGAGGAUCAAAAGUCGAUUGGUCAAGCGAAUAUAUUGCGCAGCGGCUUUGGCUACAGCUCAGGUAGCUAUCAUGGCGGCGCUGGCAGUGGCCAUCCGGCUAGCUAUCACCCGUAUCAUCACCAGCACGCCGCCUACUACCAAGCGCCUCAGCAGACCAUGCUGCCCGCUGGAUUCCAUGCCGGCUCUGAUGGUGGCUUGGGCAACAACAACAAACAUGGCAACGAGCACAGCGAUCCAAAAAACCAGCUCGGCCGGAACUGUGGCGUGCCAAUUCCAGCUACCAAGCCCAAAAUCUGGAGUUUGGCCGACACAGUCGCCUGCAAGACACCCCCACCAGCGUACAUGGGCCAGGCGGUUCCCGGCCAGCUCCUGCCUCAGUCGCAACAGGUGCAGCGCCUAUCGCAGCAGAGCAGCCUGGGCAUGACCAUGAAUCUGACUCAGCAGCAGCAGCAACAGCAGCAGCAGCAGCAGCAGCAGCAAGAGCAGCAGCAACAGUCGCUGGCAAUGGGCAGCCAUACCUUCAGCGGAGCACCCUAUUUAAGGGCGCAUACUACGGCCUACGGGGGUUUUCUAGGGGCUACGACGCAGCAGCUGCAUACUACGAGCAAUGCCCCGUACAACAAUCCCAAUUUGCAGAGCAGCAACAACACCAAUCCCAACAGCAGCACCAACAUCAGCAACACCAGCAACACCAGCAGCAGCAACAGCUCCAGCGGCACACAUACGCCUACCAUCCCUACCAUCCCUACGGCAAAUCCGAACGCUGCGACUCUGGGCUCGCAAUCGCAGUCGCUGGCGGCGUCGCCAGUCCAGCAGCUGGUCGGGCAGUUUCCGGGAAUGCGCCAGUCACACCCACACCUACACCAACAACCACAUCCGCAUCCGCAUCCGCAUCAGUCUCAGUCUCAGCCCGUAGCGAGUCAGCGGGCGAUGGGGUUUCCCGAAGCCCAACCCGAUACUCCACCCCAAACUCCGCCGAAUAUGAAGGUAUUGAACGGAGCUUCGAGUCUGCUGCCUAUCGCUUCGCAAGCCCCUACGACCGCUACUUGUCGCAGCAGUAACAACUUCGGCAUACCCUGCAGCUACCCCAUGCCGAUGAAUUUCUCUACCCGCUAUGGCGAGUACUCGCCCAGGGACGACUGCUCCAGUGGCAGCAGCAGCUCCCUGUCUCCUCAGCUGCAGCAUAACGAGAACAUGUUCAAGCCGCUGUUCAAGAGAGACCAAGUAUCGCUUGCCGGUUUCGUGCCUCCUGUUUAGAGACCAAGACCUGAGCAUGCAUGCAUACUUGGAUUUAAUUGUGUCCGCGAAUCGGAGAACUCUGAUCAGAGACACGAAUAAACUAACUGGCCAUUGGGGCUCGUGCAACAAAUUUCAUAAAAAUGUGUAAUACUAAUUAUUUAUAAAUAAAAAUACCUACAAAUACAAUUUGCCGCAAGUAACUUACUAUAUACAAGUAUAUAUAAAUAUAUUGUCUUAAUCUACACUUACUUAGGCUUAACACUUGACAAGAUUCUUUUUGUAACUGCAUUGUAAAAUCGCGAAUAUUUAAUUUUAGUUUUAAGAUUUUAAGCUGUGAUACACUUUACAUUGUUUACUAGACUAAAAAUAAAAUAUAGUAUGUCGACUCUAUGAACACAUAAUUAUGUAGCCUAAUGCAAUUUUGAUUUGUUUAAUAAAAAUUAAUCUUUGUAAUCCCA
Messenger RNA from Scaptodrosophila lebanonensis, 3249 nucleotides. RefSeq names its product homeobox protein araucan. The coding region runs from base 479 to 2809 and encodes 776 amino acids. Gene Ontology annotation, cellular component: nucleus. Lineage: Eukaryota; Metazoa; Arthropoda; Insecta; Diptera; Drosophilidae. The transcript has 7 exons. Gene Ontology annotation, molecular function: DNA-binding transcription factor activity, RNA polymerase II-specific; RNA polymerase II cis-regulatory region sequence-specific DNA binding. The record is from RefSeq and is a predicted model, not a curated record. Gene Ontology annotation, biological process: regulation of transcription by RNA polymerase II; neuron differentiation; cell development.